CGAACUGGCAAGGCCAUCACGUUCUUACAAGUUCUGAUAUUCAACAUUUCCAAUCUCCUGCCGCCCCAUCCCUGUGUCUCUCUCUCUCUGUCGAUCGCUGCUUCAGAUCUCGCAGCGAUCAAUCCUCGAUUUGGCUGGUGAAUCAUCGCUCAAAACCCUUCUUGCAGGGGGUUUCGAUCUUUUCUACCGAUCGAUAAUAAGCUUUUGAGCUAUCGAUCUCGCAAUCAUGGCUGCUGCAAAUGCUCCUAUCACCAUGAAAGAAGUUCUGACGUUGCCUAGCAUUGGAAUUAAUCCGCAAUUCAUCACGUUUACGCAUGUGACGAUGGAAUCAGAUAAGUAUAUAUGUGUUAGGGAAACAGCUCCACAGAACAGUGUGGUCAUCGUCGAUAUGAGCAUGCCCAUGCAGCCGUUGAGAAGGCCCAUUACCGCAGACUCAGCUUUGAUGAACCCCAAUUCUAGGAUUCUUGCGCUGAAAGCUCAACUUCCUGGAACAACUCAAGAUCACCUUCAAAUAUUCAAUAUUGAAAUGAAAGCAAAGUUGAAAUCUCAUCAAAUGCCUGAGCAGGUUGUCUUUUGGAAGUGGAUUACUCCGAAGAUGCUGGGCAUGGUCACACAGACCUCAGUAUUUCACUGGUCUAUUGAAGGUGAUUCUGAGCCUGUAAAGAUGUUUGAGCGAACAGCUAAUCUCGCAAAUAAUCAAAUAAUCAACUACCGCUGUGAUCCCUCUGAGAAGUGGUUGGUUUUGAUAGGAAUUGCUCCUGGUGCAGCUGAGAGACCACAAUUAGUCAAAGGAAAUAUGCAGCUUUUUUCUGUGGACCAGCAACGUAGUCAGGCUCUUGAAGCUCAUGCUGCAUCUUUUGCUUCAUUUAAAGUCGCUGGGAAUGAAAAUCCUUCAACUCUUAUUUGUUUUGCCUCAAAGACUACCAAUGCUGGACAGAUUACCUCCAAGUUACAUGUCAUUGAACUUGGUGCGCAGCCAGGAAAACCUGCAUUUACCAAGAAACAGGCAGAUCUAUUCUUUCCCCCAGACUUUGCUGACGACUUUCCCGUGUCAAUGCAGAUAUCCCACAAGCACAGUUUGAUAUAUGUCAUCACAAAGCUUGGACUUUUAUUUGUUUAUGACCUGGAAUCAGCUGCUGCAGUUUAUAGAAAUCGAAUUAGUCCAGAUCCCAUAUUUUUGACAGCAGAAGCAUCGUCAAUUGGUGGGUUUUAUGCCAUUAAUAGGCGGGGCCAGGUGUUACUUGCCACUGUAAAUGAAGCAACUAUUGUGCCUUUUGUUAGUGGCCAGUUAAACAAUCUGGAGCUUGCUGUCAACCUAGCCAAAAGGGGGAACCUUCCUGGUGCAGAAAACCUGGUUGUCCAACGAUUCCAAGAAUUGUUUGCCCAGACAAAGUAUAAGGAGGCUGCAGAGCUUGCUGCGGAAUCGCCCCAGGGAAUCCUUCGUACUCCUGACACUGUGGCUAAGUUUCAGAGCGUUCCUGUGCAAGCUGGGCAGACACCACCAUUAUUGCAGUACUUUGGAACUCUUUUAACUAGAGGAAAGCUGAAUGCUUUUGAGUCGUUGGAGUUGUCACGCCUUGUUGUAAACCAGAAUAAAAAGAAUCUUUUGGAGAACUGGUUAGCAGAGGACAAGCUUGAAUGUAGCGAGGAACUUGGCGAUCUUGUUAAGACGGUUGAUAAUGACCUUGCGCUGAAAAUAUAUAUCAAAGCUAGGGCAACUCCAAAAGUUGUUGCAGCAUUUGCUGAAAGGAGGGAGUUCGACAAAAUUUUAAUAUACUCGAAGCAGGUUGGAUAUACACCUGAUUAUUUGUUCCUGCUGCAAACAAUUUUGCGGUCAGAUCCGCAGGGGGCUGUUAAUUUUGCUUUGAUGAUGUCUCAAAUGGAGGGAGGUUGCCCAGUUGACUACAACACAAUUACAGAUCUAUUCCUUCAGAGAAACCUGAUUCGGGAGGCUACUGCUUUUUUGUUGGAUGUGCUGAAGCCAAAUUUACCUGAACAUGCAUACCUUCAAACGAAGGUUUUGGAAAUCAAUCUGGUAACAUUUCCAAAUGUGGCAGAUGCUAUAUUAGCCAAUGGUAUGUUUAGUCACUAUGACCGUCCUCGAAUUGCACAACUCUGCGAAAAAGCUGGUCUGUACGUGCGAGCUCUGCAGCAUUAUACUGAAUUGCCUGAUAUUAAACGUGUCAUUGUGAACACACAUGCCAUUGAGCCACAGUCUCUUGUUGAGUUCUUUGGAACCCUUUCCAGAGAGUGGGCUCUCGAGUGUAUGAAAGACCUUCUACUGGUCAACCUUAGGGGCAAUCUUCAGAUAAUUGUGCAGACUGCCAAAGAAUAUUCUGAGCAGUUGGGUGUUGAGGCAUGCAUUAAAAUUUUUGAGCAAUUCAAGUCGUAUGAAGGACUAUACUUUUUCCUUGGGUCAUAUUUGAGCUCCAGUGAGGACCCUGAUAUCCACUUCAAGUACAUUGAGGCUGCUGCCAAAACUGGACAAAUCAAGGAGGUGGAACGUGUGACUCGUGAAUCCAAUUUUUAUGACCCUGAAAAGACUAAGAACUUUCUAAUGGAGGCCAAGCUUCCAGAUGCACGCCCUCUGAUCAAUGUUUGUGACCGUUUUGGUUUUGUUCCGGACCUAACUCACUACCUAUAUACAAACAACAUGCUUCGAUAUAUUGAAGGUUAUGUUCAAAAGGUCAAUCCUGGAAAUGCUCCUCUAGUUGUUGGGCAGCUGCUAGAUGAUGAGUGCCCUGAGGAUUUUAUUAAAGGUCUUAUUCUUUCAGUUCGUUCUCUUCUUCCAGUGGAGCCCCUUUGCGAGGAAUGUGAAAAGAGGAAUCGUCUCCGUUUGCUCACCCAGUUCUUGGAGCAUCUUGUGAGUGAGGGAAGCCAAGAUGUACAUGUCCACAAUGCUUUGGGCAAAAUUAUCAUAGACAGCAACAACAAUCCAGAGCAUUUUCUCACCACCAACCCAUACUAUGAUUCACGUGUUGUGGGUAAAUAUUGUGAGAAGCGGGAUCCUACCCUUGCAGUUGUUGCAUACCGUAGAGGACAGUGUGAUGAUGAACUUAUCAAUGUCACGAAUAAAAACUCCUUGUUCAAACUGCAAGCCAGGUAUGUGGUGGAGAGGAUGGAUUCUGACCUCUGGGAGAAAGGUCUUAGUCCUGAUAAUGAGUAUAGAAGGCAGCUAAUUGAUCAAGUUGUGUCGACUGCUUUGCCUGAAAGCAAGAGUCCAGAGCAAGUUUCAGCUGCAGUUAAAGCUUUUAUGACUGCUGAUCUUCCACAUGAGCUGAUUGAGCUUCUUGAAAAAAUUGUGCUUCAAAAUUCUGCUUUUAGUGGGAACUUCAAUUUGCAAAAUCUGCUGAUCCUAACUGCCAUCAAAGCUGAUCCAUCAAGAGUUAUGGAUUACAUUAAUAGGUUAGACAACUUUGAUGGACCUGCAGUUGGGGAGGUGGCUGUGGAAGCACAAUUGUAUGAAGAAGCAUUUGCCAUUUUCAAAAAGUUCAAUUUGAAUGUUCAGGCUGUGAAUGUCCUGUUGGAUAAUAUUCGGAGCAUUGAAAGAGCUGUUGAAUUUGCAUUCCGCGUUGAGGAAGAUGCUGUCUGGAGUCAAGUUGCCAAGGCCCAACUCAGAGAGGGGCUUGUGGCUGAUGCAAUUGAGUCAUUUAUCCGUGCAGAUGAUGCCACCCAGUUCUUAGAUGUCAUUCGGGCUGCUGAGGAUGCAAAUGUGUAUCAUGACUUGGUGAGGUACCUUCUAAUGGUUCGGCAGAAGGCCAAAGAACCGAAGGUGGACAGCGAACUCAUUUAUGCCUAUGCUAAGAUUGAUAGGCUGGGUGAUAUUGAAGAGUUCAUUCUCAUGCCGAAUGUUGCUAAUCUCCAAAAUGUUGGGGAUCGCUUGUAUGAUGAAGCCCUAUACGAGGCAGCAAAGAUCAUAUUUGCAUUUAUAUCUAACUGGGCUAAGCUGGCUUGUACGCUUGUAAAGCUACAACAGUUCCAAGGUGCCGUUGAUGCAGCUAGGAAAGCAAAUAGCUCAAAAACAUGGAAGGAAGUUUGCUUUGCUUGUGUUGAUGCUGAGGAAUUUCGCUUGGCUCAGAUAUGUGGGCUCAACAUCAUCAUACAGGUGGAUGAUUUGGAAGAAGUCAGUGACUAUUACCAGAACAGGGGCUGCUUUAAUGAGCUCAUAUCUCUUAUGGAGAGUGGUCUAGGGUUGGAACGAGCACAUAUGGGGAUUUUUACCGAGUUGGGGGUUCUAUAUGCAAGAUACCGUCCUGAGAAGCUUAUGGAGCACAUUAAACUGUUCUCAACCCGCCUCAACAUUCCCAAGCUCAUACGUGCUUGUGAUGAACAACAACACUGGAUGGAGUUGACUUACCUGUACAUCCAAUAUGAUGAAUUUGACAAUGCUGCAACCACUGUCAUGAACCAUUCUCCUGAAGCAUGGGACCACAUGCAGUUCAAAGAUAUUGUGGUAAAAGUAGCAAAUGUGGAACUGUACUACAAGGCUGUGCACUUCUACUUGCAAGAACAUCCUGAUCUUAUUAAUGAUCUCCUUAACGUGCUCGCCCUUCGUGUGGACCAUACUCGCGUCGUGGACAUAAUGCGAAAGGCUGGUCACCUACAUCUUGUGAAGCCAUACAUGGUUGCUGUUCAGAGCAACAAUGUCUCUGCAGUUAAUGAAGCUUUGAAUGAGAUUUAUGUAGAGGAGGAGGAUUAUGACAGGCUUCGUGAAUCAAUAGAUUUGCAUGAUAAUUUUGAUCAAAUAGGUCUUGCACAGAAGGUUGAGAAGCACGAGCUUCUUGAGAUGAGGCGCAUUGCUGCUUAUAUCUAUAAGAAGGCUGGCAGAUGGAAGCAAUCCAUUGCUUUGUCAAAGAAAGACAAUCUGUAUAAAGAUGCGAUGGAGACAUGCUCGCAGUCUGGUGACCGUGAACUAUCAGAAGAGUUGCUUGUUUAUUUCAUUGAGCAGGGAAAGAAAGAGUGUUUCGCAUCAUGCCUCUUUGUUUGUUAUGAUUUGAUUCGGCCUGAUGUUGCUCUUGAGCUUGCGUGGAUGAACAAUAUGAUUGACUUCGCCUUCCCAUACCUCUUGCAGUUUAUUCGUGAAUACACAAGCAAGGUAGAUGAACUUGUCAAGGGCAAACUUGAAGCUCUUAAUGAGGUAAAAGCUAAGGAGAAAGAGGAGAAGGACCAAGUUGCACAGCAGAAUAUGUACGCUCAAUUGCUGCCGCUGGCUUUGCCUGCGCCACCCAUGCCAGGUAUGGGCGGAGGUGGAGGUUUUGCUCCCCCACCACCAAUGGGUGGGAUGGGAAUGCCUCCAAUGCCACCAUUCGGCAUGCCACCGAUGGGCUCCUACUAGUUCCUGCAUCAACGAGGAUACACAUGAACUGUGGAACAUCAGCAGCCUGCUUUUCGAUGCCGUCAGCCCAGCCCGAAACUCUUGAAAUGUCCAUGUUGUUCUGGUAGUCGGAUUCAUUUUUUGCUCCUGUCUGGAGGGUUUUAGUGUAGCAAAUCGCCCCCACCCGUGCCUGGUUGAGGCACAUGCCCCUUCUUUGUUGUAGAGUUGUGGAUAUUUCUCCAAAUACAUAAAUUUUCGGUAGCAGACGCAUUUCCCCUAACACCCCCUCCCACAAGACAAUUUCUAUGCUGGCUGAGUAGUCAGCCUAGAUCACAAAAAGGAGUGGGGGUGUUAAAUGUUCCAUACUGGAAGGCUUGACUAAAAAUUUGCCAAUUGUAGUAGUUUUGUUUUUGGGUUUUUUCCAUUUUUGACCAGAUUGACACAUGUAUAGGUCGCUGUAGUUCUGUUUUGUGGAGACAAAUUUUGUUUCAUCCAUGGGUUAUGGGUAUAAUAGCGUCUCUUUUGUUGUGGUCA
Molecule: messenger RNA, 5848 nt
Organism: Malania oleifera
Lineage: Eukaryota; Viridiplantae; Streptophyta; Magnoliopsida; Santalales; Ximeniaceae
Product: clathrin heavy chain 1-like
Exons: 30
Coding region: 227-5335 (1702 amino acids)
Biological process (GO): intracellular protein transport; receptor-mediated endocytosis
Cellular component (GO): clathrin coat of coated pit; chloroplast; plasmodesma
Molecular function (GO): clathrin light chain binding; structural molecule activity
Source: RefSeq, a predicted model, not a curated record